UUUAUUUAUUUAUUUAUUAGGAGUAUUAUUAUUAGUUUGAUCCCCCCUCAUCACAUACCAUGAUACCAAGUGUGUAGUGAGAGUAGAGCUUGCCUAGCCCAAACCAAACUCCAAAGCAGCUGCCAAUCCCUUUUAUAAUUUCACACUCUUUCUGACACUCAGUCAUUGGCAUGGCAUCCAUUUUCUUGCACCCAUUUAAACCUCAUUCUUACUUUCUUGUGUUUGAUUCUCCCCUUCCUUGUAAUUAACUCUACUAUUCCCUUUUCCCUUUCUUAAUCUCUUUGCUUUUUACUAAAACCCUUUGUCCUUUUUCAUCUCUUUCUCCCUUUCUUGAAGAAAAGAGGGAAACCCCAGAAGCUAAAGCUUCUACUAAUCCACCAAAACAGCUUAUUUUAACAUAAAUCCAACUAAAUUAGCUUUAGAAAUAGUUCAUCUUUGCUAAAAAUUCCAAAUUUCACAGAUCUACUGUCUUAACUCAAACCCUGCUUUAUGUUUAAAAGGGUUUUAGUUUAGCAGCUUCUUUUUGUAAAGAUUAACAUAAAACAGAAAUUAUUUUAUAAACCCAUUUUUUUCUUUAUAGGAAUUUAGAAAGUUUUACAUUUUUUCUGCUUGAUGGGUUUGUUAAAAAACCCUUAAAUUUUUGUGCUUUAGCUAAUGGUUUCAGGAAAAAAUUUGGUUUUUUGAAUUGGGGUUUUCAUUGUUUUUGUUCUUUUUGGCUCCAAGUUGGGCCUUUACACUUACAUUUACAUGAAGGUUGAUUUUGAAAGAAAUAUUAAUAGAAGAAAAAGAUGAUUCAGUUGUUGUUUGUAGUUCUGUUUAUGGAGGGUGCUGUGGCAUUUCUUAUGUUGGUGAAGAUUGGACCAUUAAGAGAGUUGGUAAUGAAGUGCUUGGAUCAAGUGAAAAUGGGAAAAGGUCCAGCAACUGUUAAAACAAUUGCUGGUACAAUGUCUGUGAUUUUGGCUUCAAGUAUUAUGAGCAUUUUCAAGAUCCAGAAUAAAGGUGCUAAACUUGGUACUAUGUCACCCAUGGAUCAAGUCCUUUGGAGGACCCACUUGCUUGAGGCUUCACUUAUGGGAUUCACUUUAUUUCUCGGCUUCUUGAUUGACCGUAUGCACCAUUAUCUCCGCAAGCUCAUCAACAUUAGAAGCAAGGUUGCAACAUCUAAAGAAGAAGUCGAGAAGCUCGAGAAGGAAAACCAACGGCUCAAGGAUCAGGAAGAGAAAAUCUCGAAAGAAUUGACAGCUCUACAAAAGCAACAGUCAAAAUUAGCGAACGAAAUAAAGAUUCUAAAGGUGGAAUCACAAGAGAAAGACAAGCAGAUCGAGACAGAGACAGCUCACGUAGUUGCCCUCCAGAAACAAUCGGCUGAUUUGCUCCUUGAGUACGAUCAUCUUUUAGAGGAAAAUCAACACCUUCAGAUGCAACUUUCAAGUAAGUGACGAUGCAAGUCUGAAGAAUUUUGUUCGAGUCCAUACAAACAAUUCGAGAUUCUUUUAGAAAUGUGUUUUUCAUUCUAUUGCCUUAGAAAUGGCGAGGGGGAUCCCUUCUUUUCCGUUCAUAUAUGCUUGGUGGUUUGCAGUUAGUCUGAAGGGAUCGAAAUCACGUAAAUGUAUGGAUUCAAGGGUGCUAGAAUUUCUUCUUCGAUCACUGGUUUUUGUAUCCGAAACAUGGCUUUGUUUCAAUUCAUAUAUGUUAUAUGCUUCAAAGCAACCAUGGUUUCUUGUUCGACUUUUCUGAAGAUGAAAUCAUAGUAUCGGCCGCGUUGUAAAGGUUUCAAAAUAAAUGAAUCACUAUUCCUUGCAUCGUAAAGGUGUGAAAAA
Amaranthus tricolor (Joseph's coat) is the source of this 1820-nucleotide messenger RNA. RefSeq lists its product as uncharacterized. Lineage: Eukaryota; Viridiplantae; Streptophyta; Magnoliopsida; Caryophyllales; Amaranthaceae. The record is from RefSeq and is a predicted model, not a curated record. The coding region runs from base 789 to 1439 and encodes 216 amino acids. Gene Ontology annotation, biological process: intracellular protein transport; endoplasmic reticulum to Golgi vesicle-mediated transport. Gene Ontology annotation, cellular component: endoplasmic reticulum membrane; endoplasmic reticulum. The transcript is spliced from 2 exons.